Symbiodinium pilosum is the source of this 1487-nucleotide messenger RNA. The record is from the annotation of a GenBank genome assembly. Lineage: Eukaryota; Dinophyceae; Suessiales; Symbiodiniaceae.
GAGGUGUCUUGCCGUCCCCCUACCCUCUUAAGGAGGUUCAGGGUUUGGCGCGGCAUCUCAUGCGAUGGGCAGUGCGAGUCGAGUCUGCCACCACCGGCGAGGAGGUGGGCCGCUAUGAAGUUGCCGCGCAUCCAGCCGGACUUCCGGCCUUGCGCAUGAAGAUUGCGCAGCAGAAGGGUAUCGAUAGCAUCCAGGUCACAUUGCUGCACGAGAAUGCAGAACUGACGCAGUGGACUCCUUUGACCGCGCCUCCUGAGACCUUGCAGCUGCUUGUUGUGCCACCUGCUCAUGCAGAGCUCAAGCAACGCGCUUCGAGCCUCCUUCGUGAUCUUGAGUCGUACCCACUCGUGUCGAAGAUCCACCAGAUCAGCACGAUUGAAUGGAGCGUUAUCGGGCUGGACAGGCUGGACGUUUUGGCCAGAGUCCUGGACUCAACGGUGCUUUCCCGGCGCGACAAUUUAGUUCAGCUACUGCUGGAGAAAGAGGCAUGUGUGCAUCGACCAGGUGAUGUGCCGCAGCCUCUUCACGCAGCUGUGGCAGUCAAUCAUGUGCCUACAGUUCGGCUGGUGCUCAACGCAAGGGCAGACCCCAACCGUGGUGUGGAUGAUGAAGGAAAGCCUGCCCUGCAAUUGGCUGCUGCAGCUGGCUCCAGCGCAGUGGUGCGCCUGUUGCUUGAGAAUGGGGCUGCUGUGAAUAGCCCGGAUCUGACAGAAGCUCCUCUGCAUGGUGCUGCUGCUGUCGGCCACCUCGAAACAGUAAAGUAUCUGCUGGAGGCCCAAGCUGUGGUUAAUCAUGUGGGGAGAGGCGGAAAGGCUGCCCUGCACUUUGCUGCUGCCACUGGGGCUGGUGAUGUUGUCAGGGAACUAAUCAAGAACAGGGCCGAGGUGAACCAGCAGGAUCGAAACCGCAAGGUGUCUUUGCAAUACGCUGUGUCCAGUGACAGCGUGGAGUCCGUGGAUGCACUGCUGAAGGCUGGCGCUGCUGGGUCCGACCUGAAGAUCAAAAACCGCCAGCCCCUGCUCCAUUAUGCACUGGCAGCGAGCACGGAGGAGAUGGUUUCAUAUAUCUUGUCCCAGAAGGCAGAUAUGCAUGCCCAAGAUCCAAAGGGCAGGGUGCCACUUCUCGUGGCGGCUGCACGAUCUGACCCGAACUUCGUGAAACUCAUACGUAGCUCCACGCGACAGCUCAAAGAGGACACUGAUCAGGCGCUGUAUGUGGCAGCAGAGAAGGGUAAUGCUAGUGUGGUGCAGUUCUUGUUGAAAGAGCGGGCGGACGCGGCUGUCAAGGAUAUGAAUGGGACGACGGCCCUCCAUCUUGCAGCAGCUGGAGGCUAUGAGGUUGUGAUACGAGAUCUGCUGCAUGCCAAGGCAGAUGCCCAUUGCCGCGAUGGCAAGUCCCGGAUACCCUGGGAUGUCUGCAACCGGGCAGCAGUUUCAGUAUCGGAUUUUUAUGCCGCCCAAAUGCGAGUCCAAAAGCUCCACCGGUAG